AUGAAACUGCCAAGUUCAAGUGAAUAUCUAUCAAAAGAAAUACUAGAAAAGGAUUUUAUAAAAGUGUUUUCAACGUUCCAUAUGAUACAAAAAAUCAUGGGCGUGAGCAGAAUUGAUGCUAGAGAUCGCUUCGUUACGGCUCCUAGUAUCCCUCAGAAAAUCUACACCAUAAUAUACUUGGCAAUGUUACUGUUCAUAAUAAUUCUCUGUAUACGUAAAGAAUUGGUUUUCGGACUACUUGCUCUGGUUAUAACCUACGGCAAUUUUAUGCUUGAAAUCGCAUACGGUUCUAACCUUAUAGUCUAUUUCUAUCUGAGAGUCCGGUUCAUCAAUGCAAGCAUAGAUAAUCAUAUUCAGGCUCAGCCCAUAAACGUUUACACAACACCGAAUUCGGACUUAAAGUUUUUAGCUUCACAAUCGUGUAAUUUCAAAACAAGUGAUACAGAUGUUUAUUUAAAGAGAAUAUUUGAAUGUUUUUUAAAAUAUCAAGAUCUGUACAGGUUCCAGGUAUUCAACUUGUUCGCUGGUUUCAUUGUAUUUUGGGGACUUAGUGCGCAGAUCGUGAUCGAUGGAAUACAAACAAAUGUUCUUGGUUUGUUGGAGUGGUUAGUUAUUUCAACAAUGUGUCUAAUUGCUUAUUCCAUGCUAAUAUUUCUGUGUGUCCGCCUACAAGUAUUAUAUAUGGAUAUAAAAGAAACUAAGAGGCUAUGUGUAUGUGUCAUGUCAAUAUACUUUGAUGGACCAAUAAGGGAAAAGGCUAAGAAAAUGUACAAAUUUAUACAAGAGAACGCGUCACGCUUCUCCGUGUACGACAUGUGGUACGUGGAUGCGAGUAUCAUACUUAGGAUUCUCGGUUUGAUGACUAGUUUACUUGUCACUUUGUUGCAAUUUGCAUAUUUGUAA
This is a messenger RNA of Hyposmocoma kahamanoa, 903 nucleotides long. RefSeq lists its product as uncharacterized. The transcript has 5 exons. The record is from RefSeq and is a predicted model, not a curated record. Bases 1 to 903 code for a protein of 300 amino acids. Lineage: Eukaryota; Metazoa; Arthropoda; Insecta; Lepidoptera; Cosmopterigidae.